Molecule: messenger RNA, 1757 nt
Organism: Penicilliopsis zonata CBS 506.65
Lineage: Eukaryota; Fungi; Ascomycota; Eurotiomycetes; Eurotiales; Aspergillaceae
Exons: 11
Coding region: 30-1631 (533 amino acids)
Biological process (GO): transmembrane transport; carbohydrate transport
Cellular component (GO): membrane
Molecular function (GO): carbohydrate:proton symporter activity
Source: RefSeq, a predicted model, not a curated record
CCUGUUUGUUCAUUCUAUCUAUUCCCACCAUGGCGCAAGAGAAGGACAAGGACACGGCGACGCAGCUGGAGGAGAGGCUGUUCGCCGCGCAGCAGAGCACAGAGGCAGAGGUCAAGAUGUCUCUCUGGCAGGCCUUGAAGCUGUACCCCAAGGCCUCGCUGUGGAGUAUCCUGAUCUCGUUUGCCGUUGUGAUGGAGGGCUACGAUGUCAUUUUAAUGGGCUCCUUUUAUGCAUAUCCCAAUUUCACGAAGCGGUUCGGUGUCAAAGAUGCAGCCGGCGACUACGAGAUUCCGGCCCACUGGCAAGCGAGUCUAGGGAACAGUGGCAGUGUUGGCCAGAUUAUUGGAUUGAUGUUUAACGAGUGGGCCGCCGAGCGAUACGGAUAUAGGAUAGUGAUGAGCGGCGCCCUCAUCGCCACCAUGGGCUUCAUCUUCCUCUUCUUCUUCGCCACCAACCUGGAGAUGCUCCUCGCUGCGGAGAUCCUCUGCGGUAUUCCAUGGGGGAUCUUCCAAACGCUGACGACCUCGUAUGCCUGCGAAGUUGCCCCUGUGGCCCUGCGGGCGUAUCUAACCACCUGGGUGAAUGCCUGCUGGGGCAUCGGACAGCUUCUUUCCUGCGGCGUGCUGCGAGCUCUUCUAUAUCGAACAGAUCAAUGGGGGUGGCGCAUUCCAUUCGCCGUUCAGUGGGUCUGGCCCAUCCCUCUGCUGAUUAUCACGCUGCUCGCCCCCGAAUCCCCCUGGUGGCUCGUCCGCCACGGCCAUUACGAGCGUGCGAAACAGUCACUGCAGCGCUUGACUGAUGCCUCGUCUGUCGAGGGGUUCAACAUCGACAAUACCAUCCAGAUGAUGAUCCAUACGGAUGAACUUGAGCGGGAGGAACGAACCGGCUCCCGGUAUAUCGACUGCUUCCGAGGCAUCGAACUGCGCCGCACCGAGAUUGUGUGCAUGGUCUGGACGGUGCAGAACAUGUGUGGCUCGGCCUUCAUGUCGUACUCGACGUAUUUCUUCGAGCAGGCCGGCCUGCCAGACAGCGACUCGUACGAUCUGUCGAUGGGCCAGUACGCGAUCAACACGGCGGGCACGUUCGCCGUCUGGGGCCUGCUGAUGCUGGGGAUCAGCCGCCGGGGUAUGUAUCUGUGGGGAUGUGUCUUUAUGGGCAUCGCUCUCAUCAUCAUCGGCUGUGUCUCGUUGGACGACGCCAAAGCCGGCUCGUGGGCUGUCGGGGCGAUGCUCCUUGCCUGGAAUGUCGGCUAUCAAUUCAGCGUUGGAACCAUCGCGUUUUCCCUCGUUACGGAACUCUCCUCGCGCCGUCUCAUGGUCAAGGCGCUGAACAUCGGGCGAGCAGUGUACAACGUCGAGGGGUUGAUCCUCGGUGUUCUCACCCCGUACAUGCUAAACCCCACGGCCUGGAACUGGGGCGGCAAGACGGCCUUUUUCUGGGCGGGCUUCGAUGCCCUCUGCGUGGUCUGGAUCUAUUUCCGUCUGCCGGAUCCCACAGGCAUGACGUUUGCCGAAAUCGACAAGCGCUUCGAGAUGAAGAUCCCUGCGCGCCAGUUCAAGUCGGUCCAGGUCGACGAGUUUGAGGGCGAGCGCCAGCAGCUGGAGAAAGCCAGGGCGACGGAGAAUCCGUAGAUAUACGAUGUAUUCUCAGUAUUCUCAGUAGUCUUAGUAUCAAGUUAUACGUUAGCCUCAGGCAUUAAAUAUUGAUGCCUCAGGCAAGAAAUGCUUACGAAUGGUACGAUACUAAUUGGUAUGACU